AUGGGAAGCUCUUACAAGGCAUUUUACGGCGGUGUGGUUGCAGCACUUGGCAAGGUCGUCAUUGUCACAAUCUCCUACCGCCUAGGUGUUUUUGGCUUUUUAAGGCAACCUUCAAGCAGCUUUCAUCAUUCAAACAUAGGACUACUCGAUCAAAUUGCCGCAAUUGAAUACGUCAAUACGCAUAUUCACUCUUUUGGCGGUAAUGCGGCAAGCAUCACCCUACAAGGCCAAUCUGCUGGUGCCAUUUCCAUUGGUUUGCUGAUGUUGUCGCCACUCAGCAAUCGACUGUUUCAGCGCGUUAUCCUCCAGAGUGCUAGUCCGAUGAUGCCUAAGCAACUGUUUGAAGGGCAACACUACGAUCGAUUAAUGGACAUUACAAACUGCACUCAGUUUGCAUUAGAAAGUGAAAUCGAGUUUAAUGAAGGUGACAACGAAGAAAAGCGAAGUGGUGAAUCCGGAAACAGCUCUACUUACUUAAAUGAUCUGGAGAUUCAGUGUUUGGAAAACAUGCCAGCUACAGUUUUGAAUAAUAUUCAAGCCGCAAUGGUUGAAGAGAACGCUUUUAGCUUUGGUCCUGCUAUUCCUAGUCCACUUUUUCCUGAUUUUCCUUUGGAGUUUUUAAAACAAGUUUCAAAAAUAUCAAAGAAAAGCAUUCUUUUAGGUGCAAACCAAAAUGAAGGACCUGUACUAAAGUUUGCCAAAACCUGGUCAGAAACCUCUAACAGCGACCAAGUGUUUCUUUACUUGUUUAAUCAAAGCGAAUCACAUUACCCAUCUUGGGUUGGUUCAUCUCAUUGGAUAGAAAUGGACUUUGUUUUUGGAAUUCCACUACAAGAAAAAGAACGGUUUUCCAAAGAAGAACAAGAGCUUAGCUCUCGAAUGAUUCAAACUUGGACACAUUUUGCUAAAACUGGGUAA
Messenger RNA from Rhagoletis zephyria (snowberry fruit fly), 918 nucleotides. Lineage: Eukaryota; Metazoa; Arthropoda; Insecta; Diptera; Tephritidae. The record is from RefSeq and is a predicted model, not a curated record.